CCAAGCCGGCGCCAUUGCUGGAAGCGUUCCCGCCCUGCUCUGCGAGUGCCCUCAGUUGUCCUCAGUUCGGCAGCCAGAUAUGCCAUUGCAAGACUCCACUCUUGCCAGAGAGAGGAACCCAGAGGAAGAGAUUAUGGCUGCUGUGGUUUUUUCAGUUGGACCUCUGAAUCCAGAAGAUUCCCAGCCAGAUGAAGAACUUCACCUUCAGGCAGAAGAGACAGAACUGGUAAAGGAUUCCGUGACAUUUAAAGAUGUGGCUAUAGACUUCACAUUAGAAGAGUGGAGGUUGAUGGACCCUUCACAGAGGAACCUACACAAGGAUGUGAUGCUAGAGAAUUAUAGGAAUCUUGUCUCCCUGGGGCUCGCAGUUUCCAAACCAGACAUGAUAUCUCAUUUGGAGGAUGGAAAAGGACCAUGGGUUGUAGUGAGAGAAAUUGCAAGAACCCCCUAUCCAGAGUUGGAGACCAAACAUGCAACCAAGAAUGUAUCAACCGCGGAUAUUUCUGAAGAUGUAUCACAAGAGACCAUAAUAGAUAAACUCACAGAGAAUGGUCUAUGGAACUCCAGAAUGGGAGGAUUAUGGAAAUGGAAUGAAAGGAUAUUGAGAUUGCAAAAUAAUCAGGAAAAUCAUUUAAACCAAAAAAUAGUUACUCACAAGAAAAUUCCCUCUGGUCAAAGAGGCUUUAGAUUUGGAUCUAUUCUUUUUCCUGAAGCAGGAGUCAUAAGAGAAGAACCCCACAGCAAAUGCCAAAUACGUGAAAAUUUCACUGAGAAUUUAGAUUUGAUUACAGAUACACAUAUGGGGAAGAAAAUUUGCAAGGAUACAGAAGGCAGCAAAGCCAUAAGGCCUACUUCAGAACUUACGUUAGGGAAAAAAUACAAUAAUAAAGAAAAGCCCUAUAAAUGUAGUACAUGUGAAAAGUCCUUUCGUUAUAGGUCACUACUCAUUCAACAUCAGAGAACUCACACUAAAGAAAAACCUUAUGAAUGUAAUGAAUGUGGGAAAAUGUUCAGCCAGCCUUCAUAUCUCAGUCAACAUAAAAAAAUUCACACUGGAGAAAAACCUUAUAAAUGUAAUGAAUGUGGAAAGGCCUUCAUUGCUUCUUCAUCACUUAUGGUACAUCAGAGAAUUCAUACGAAGGAGAAACCUUAUCAAUGCAAUGUCUGUGGAAAAUCUUUUAGCCAGUGUGCUCGCCUUAAUCAACACCAGAGAAUUCAAACUGGAGAAAAACCCUAUAAAUGUAGUGAAUGUGGGAAAGCUUUCAGUGAUAAAUCAAAACUUGCAAGACAUCAGGAAACUCACAAUGGAGAGAAGCCCUACAAAUGUAAUGAUUGUGGGAAAGCCUUUAGGAAUAAGUCAUAUCUUAGUGUACAUCAGAAGACCCAUACUGAAGAGAAACCAUAUAAAUGCAAUGAAUGCGGGAAAUCUUUCAAGAAUACCACAAUUUUUAAUGUCCAUCAGAGAAUUCAUACUGGAGAGAAACCCUUUAGAUGUAAUGAAUGUGGGAAAGCCUACAGAAGUAAUUCAAGCCUUAUUGUACAUAUAAGAACUCAUACUGGGGAAAAACCCUAUGAAUGUAAUGAAUGUGGGAAAGCAUUCAAUCGUAUAGCAAAUUUCACAGAACAUCAAAGAAUUCAUACAGGAGAAAAACCUUAUAAAUGUAAUGAGUGUGGGAAAGCAUUCAUUAAUUAUUCAUGCCUUACUGUACACCACAGAAUGCAUACAGGAGAGAAACCUUAUAAAUGUAAUGAGUGUGGAAAGGCCUUCAUGCGUUCUUCAUCCCUAAUUAUACAUCAGCGAAUUCAUACUGAAGAGAAACCUUAUCUAUGUAAUGAAUGUGGGGAAUCUUUCAGAAUAAAAUCACACUUAACUGUACAUCAGAGGAUUCAUACUGGAGAGAAACCAUAUAAAUGUAAUGAAUGUGAGAGGGCAUUUACCAAAAUGGUAAAUCUCAAAGAGCAUCAGAAAAUUCAUACUGGAGUGAAACCUUAUAAAUGCUAUGAUUGUGAAAAAUCUUUCAGGACUAAGUCAUACCUUAUUGUACAUCAAAGGACACAUACUGGAGAAAAACCAUAUAAGUGUAAUGAAUGUGAGAAAGCUUUCACUAAUACAUCACAACUUACUGUACAUCAAAGAAGGCAUACUGGAGAAAAACCCUAUAAAUGUAAUGAGUGUGGGAAGGUUUUCACAAGUAACUCAGGCUUUAAUACACAUCAGAGAACGCAUACGGGAGAGAAACCAUUUAAGUGUAAUGACUGUGGGAAAGCAUUUAGCCAGAUGGUACAUGUCACAGAACAUCAGAAAAUCCACAGUGGAGAGAAACCCUAUAAAUGUGAUGUCUGUGGAAAAGCCUUUAGGAGGGGUUCAUACCUAACAGUGCAUUGGAGAACACAUACUGGAGAAAAACCCUAUACAUGCAAGGAAUGUGGAAAAGGUUGCAUCACCCUAUCGCAGCUAACUCUACAUCAGAGAAUUCAUACUGGGGAAAGGCCCUAUAAAUGUGAAGAAUGUGGGAAAGCCUUCAGAACCAACUCAGACUUUACUGUACAUCUGAGGAUGCAUACUGGAGAAAAACCCUAUAAAUGUAAUGAGUGUGGAAAAGCCUUUAGGAGUAGCUCAAGCCUUACUGUACAUCAAAGAAUACAUCAAAGAGAAACUCAGCUAAUAUAAAGAUUAAUAAAUCAUUCAUCCAGAUGCCAACUCCACAAGAAGAAUCAUAAACUGUGUCUUUUAUGAAUGUGGGGAAACUUCCAGGAGCAGUUCACCAGAAAAUACACACUUAAGAGAUACUUUAGAGGGGGCACCUGGGUGGCUCAGUCGGUUAAGCAUCUACCUUCAGCUCAGGUCAUGA
Molecule: messenger RNA, 2852 nt
Organism: Leptonychotes weddellii (Weddell seal)
Lineage: Eukaryota; Metazoa; Chordata; Mammalia; Carnivora; Phocidae
Gene: ZNF624
Product: zinc finger protein 624
Biological process (GO): regulation of transcription by RNA polymerase II
Molecular function (GO): DNA-binding transcription factor activity, RNA polymerase II-specific; RNA polymerase II cis-regulatory region sequence-specific DNA binding
Source: RefSeq, a predicted model, not a curated record